AUGAACCAAAGGCAAUCGCACCAACAAGGUAGGAGCCUCAGUGCCUCGGCAGCGCAAGUUCGCCUUCCCACGCCGGACUCAGGCAGAGUGGGCGCUUCGAGCAUCGCACCACGCCAGGUCCAAGGAUGCACGGGUUACCGGUAUCUGAACCUGACGAAGGUAACUACCUUCAUAGUACAAGCCUCUGGGAUACUAGUGGCCGACGUCAGGCAGCAAGGCCAUCACCUCUGUCUCGCAAUUAGUUUUUCCAAACAUCGUCCUCCACCAAACUGUGGCCGGAUAAUGCCAAUCCAGAGUCGCUAA
Messenger RNA from Bipolaris victoriae FI3, 303 nucleotides. RefSeq lists its product as hypothetical. The record is from RefSeq and is a predicted model, not a curated record. The coding region runs from base 1 to 303 and encodes 100 amino acids. Lineage: Eukaryota; Fungi; Ascomycota; Dothideomycetes; Pleosporales; Pleosporaceae. The transcript has a single exon.